AUGGAUGAUAGGUUGGGGAUUGCUGUGGAGAAGGCGAUGGAUGAUAGUUUGGGGAUGACUGUGAAGAAGGCGAUGGAUGAUAGGUUGGGGAUUGCUGUGGAGAAGGAUAUGGAUGGUAGGAUGUGGAUGGCUGAUAGUAGAGAUUGCCGGAAUGUCCAAAAUUCGUGGGCUGUGCUGCCACGGACAUCAUCUGACUGGUUAAGGAUAGAGAAAGGAUUCCGCAGAACUUGGAAUUUUCCUCACUGCUUAGGAGCUAUCGACGGAAAACAUGUGCUAAUACAAAGUCCUAUUCAUAGUGGAUCUGAGUUUAUCAACUAUCACAAAACAUUCAGUGUUGUAUUAAUGGCUUUAGUCGACGCGGAUUACAAUUUUAUUUUUGUGGAUUGUGGGUGCCAGGGCCGAAUAAGCGAUGGUGGUGUAUACAGAAACACCAACUUAUAUAAACAAAUCUGUAGAAAGGAAUUGGGUUUUCCACCGCCAGACUGCUUACCGCUGAAAGUAACACCUCUACCUUACGUACUUGUUGCAGACAGUGCAUUUGCUCUAACGGAAAAUAUGAUGAAACCUUACGCUGGAACUCAUAAUAAGGGAUCUAAAGAACGCGUGUUUAAUUACCGCCUUUCACGAGCUCGACGGAUUGUUGAAAAUGUCUUUGGCAUUAUGUCUGCGGUGUUUAGAGUACUAAGAAAACCCAUGCUUUUACAACCAGAUAUUGUAACUGAUAUUGUGAUGACAUGUGCAUUGUUACACAAUUUUUUGAGACGGUCUAAAAGGUCUAGACUUAUAUAUACCCCUCCUGGAUCCUUUGAUACCGAAAAUGAUGAUGGCGAGAUUCAGCCCGGUUCUUGGCGUGAUGACCAAAAUGGAGUUGCUUCCCUACUACCACUCCAAAACGGCCAAGAAGAGCACCUCUUUCCGCCAAGAAUAUAA
Molecule: messenger RNA, 930 nt
Organism: Acanthoscelides obtectus
Lineage: Eukaryota; Metazoa; Arthropoda; Insecta; Coleoptera; Chrysomelidae
Source: the annotation of a GenBank genome assembly